CCCUGCUGUCUCUGAGCCAGGCCUCUCCAAAGAAGGCAUCCAGAAGUCACGAGCCCGUACCCCCGCUCGGCUUGGGCUCUCCCUCCCACGCUGCAGCCCAGGGAAGACCGGAUGGCUUCACUGUGCCCAGGUCUCACCAGAUGGCCCUCAGGACCCAAGCUCCGUGGCCUCUGCAGGUGUCCCCCGAGGGGAGGGCUGCUGCUGGAGCCGGCAGAGCCAGGCGGAGAGCGGCCUCCUCAGCUUCAGGCAGCAGAAGCAUCUGUCCAGAGCCCCACAGCUGUGGGCCCUGCGAGCGUGGGCGGGAGGGGCCGUGCCCACAGCUGGCCCCGCCACUUGGCUGGCAGCGCAUGGGUUCCUGCCGGGCUCAGGGGGCCCUUUCCAAGCAGUUGCUGGUUGAGAAGACUACAGACUCCCCGGCGGCAGAGUUCUCGCUGGUGGAGGACGUGGCCCUGCACUUCGCCUGCUUGAUGGGCCGCCUGAACGAGCAGCGUCUCUUCCAGCCAGACCUGUGCGACGUGGACCUCGUGCUGGUGCCCCAGCGUAGCGUGUUCCCCGCACACAAGGGCGUGCUGGCUGCCUACAGCCAGUUCUUCCACUCCCUCUUCACACAGAACAAGCAGCUGCAGCGGGUUGAGCUGUCUCUUGAGGCGUUGGCGCCCGGUGGCCUGCAGCAGAUCCUGAACUUCAUCUACACAUCCAAGCUGCUGGUGAACGCAGCCAACGUGCACGAGGUUCUCAGUGCGGCCUCGCUGUUGCAGAUGGCGGACAUCGCAGCCUCCUGCCAGGAGCUGCUGGACGCUCGAUCCCUGGCGCCCUCAGGCCCCGUGGCCCUGGCACAGCCAGCUGCCAGCUGCACCCCAGUUCCCCCACCACCCUACUACUGUGACAUCAAGCAGGAGGCAGACACCCCGGGCCUGCCGAAGAUCUAUGCCCGAGAGGGCCCUGACCCCUACUCUGUGCGUGUGGAGGAUGGGGCGGGGACCUCUGGGGACUCUGCUGCUCCUGGGCCAGCACAGCCACUCCUCUUCAAGGAGGAAAAGGAAGGGGCACCCGAGGAGGCCGAGGCCCCUGGUAGCCUGUGCAAGCUAGAAAGUGGAGAGGGUCUGGAGCCAGAAUUGGGUGCCUCGGGCACCUAUGGGCGCCAGGAGCAGUCACAGAUCAUUGUAGAGGUGAACCUCAAUAACCAGACACUUCACGUGUCCACCGGAGCCGAGGGCAAGCCAGGCUCUGGGGCCACCGUGGUGCUGGGCCAGGAGGAUGGCAUGCAGGGACAUUCAGAAGAGGAGGGAGGAGGAGGGAGUGGAAGGGGGGAGGAGGGGGAGGAGGAGGAGGAGGAGGAGGAGGAGGACGGAGGCAGCCAGGGAGAGGAGGAGGAAGAUGAGGAAGGACCCAGCGAGCAGGAGGAGGAAGAUGAGGAGGAUGGGCCCAGCGAGCAGGAUGCAGAGAGUUCGGAGGAAGAGCGGGAGGCUGAGGGCAGGCCCUUCCCUAUGGGUCCUGCAGGGUGUCAAGACAGCCAGGAGGACCCUCCGCUGCACAGCCGCAUGUCCACACGGUCCCGGGGACAGAACACUCAGCGCCGAACCACUCCGGAGCCAGAGGAGGCCGGGCGUAGAGGGGGGGGGAGGCCCAAGGCCUCUGGAGCUGUUCCUGCAACCCAGGCAGCUGAUGGGCUGGGGGCCAAGGUGAAGCUGGAGGAGAAACAGCAGCAUCCAUGCCAGAAGUGCCCUCGGGUCUUCAACAACCGCUGGUACCUGGAGAAGCACAUGAACGUGACCCACAGUCGCAUGCAGAUCUGUGGCCAGUGCGGGAAACGCUUCCUGCUGGAGAGUGAGCUGCAGCUGCAUCGCCAGACAGACUGCGAGCGGAACAUCCAGUGCGUAACGUGUGGCAAAGCCUUCAAGAAGCUCUGGUCCCUGCAUGAGCACAACAAGAUUGUGCACGGCUACGCAGAGAAGAAAUUCUCCUGCGAGAUCUGUGAGAAGAAGUUUUACACCAUGGCACAUGUGCGCAAGCACAUGGUCGCCCAUACCAAGGACAUGCCCUUCACCUGUGAGACCUGUGGGAAGUCCUUCAAACGCAGUAUGUCACUCAAGGUACACUCGCUGCAGCACUCGGGGGAGAAGCCUUUCCGCUGUGAGAACUGCAAUGAACGCUUCCAGUACAAGUACCAGCUGCGCUCACACAUGAGCAUCCACAUUGGCCACAAGCAGUUCAUGUGUCAGUGGUGUGGCAAGGACUUCAACAUGAAGCAGUAUUUUGAUGAACACAUGAAGACCCACACAGGGGAGAAGCCAUAUAUCUGUGAGAUCUGUGGCAAGAGUUUCACCAGCCGCCCCAACAUGAAGCGGCACCGGCGUACCCACACCGGAGAGAAGCCCUACCCAUGCGAUGUAUGCGGCCAGCGCUUCCGCUUCUCCAACAUGCUGAAGGCACACAAGGAAAAGUGCUUCCGUGUCAGCCACCCACUGCCCGGCGACCCUGCCACCCUGCCCGCCACACAUCUGCAGCCCACAGCCCCGCUCUUCCCCGCUGCAGCUCCCAGGCUGGACACCAACUGACCCCCAGCACAGGCCCUCAGGCCAGGGACAACAGAAACACAGGCUAUGCUGCAGUCAGAUGCCCCGGCGUUGGGUCCUGGUGCAUGCUGGGAUGUCCCUUUUGCAGCUCUUACUCCUUGCAGGUUUUACUCCUUUUCUUUGGGAGUAAAGGAACUGAGAGGGACCGGUUGGCUACACCCCUCCAGGUGAGGGGUGCUGGAGACAACAGAUACAGGGCAGGAGGGGCUCUGGGCUGCAGACAUGGCCAUGAGCCAGGCAGGGCCUGGGUCAGCCUCACCUGUUCAUCCCAGCUUCCCUGUGUCCCUAACUUACUCCCUAGGAUGGGAGGGCUUGGGAAGAAUUUGGGUGCACCCCUGUUGAAGGAGUUGUGGACCGCCCCUCCCCUCAGGAGGCCUGUGGCCAGGGAGGCAUGGCAGGGUGGGGGAGUGGCAGGGUGUGAAGAUGGCAGACCCCCCUCUGUGUGGGGAAGGUGGGGGCUGGCCCCCAUAAGUUUCUUUUCCUAGUCACAUCCCUGCCAGGCAGGCUCAGGGACCCUCAGCCUGUGCUGGACUUUCAAGGAGCCCCCAAAUCCUGGAGCAAAUCUCUCUGGGUGCUGGGGACCAAGCCUUCAGGGGGGAGGGUCCUGCAGGAGAAUGAGCUCCCAGGGGUGGGCCCUACAGGAGCCUCAGGCAAGUAGUUCAGGGUUUCACGGUGCUAUCUGUGUGUCAGGGGACGAGGAGCUGUCCACAGGGCACCCCUGUCCCUCACCAGCCUGCCUGGCUGGACUCCCCCACCAGGAGACACGUGCAUCUGUGUCUGUUCCCCGGAGGCCCACAUGAGGCCUCCUCUUCUCCUGGGGCCAGGCCACUACCUGCCUCUGGCUGGCUCCUGGCCCCUCCUGCACUCUGCACUGUCUGGUGUGCCACAGCCCAGACAGGGAGAGAAGUCAGUGUGUUUAGACCCCUGUGGGAGCUCAGCCAGUGCCCAGUGCUUGCCCUUGGGAGGCAGGCAAUAAUAGGUGACCCUUCUCUGUUGUCAUUUACCGUCCUUACUCCUGCGUUUCAAUGGUUUCCAUAAGCUACAUUUCCGAGUUCUGGUCACCCCCACUGUUGAUAAGCUUCUGUUUGCCACGUUCUGCACCUUACCCCCGCCCAUUACCACCUCCCCAGCAUGGCCACACUGGGAAGAGGCCUGUGCCCAAGGGGACUGGCACAGGGUACCAGACCCCUCUGGCCUCAGAAACCCAUGGAGCUGGGACAGGGCUGGGGACAUUUUAAUCAUCAAUAAACGAUGCACUUUAUUCUGUACAGAUGUGGGCAGGCCCGAGGUGCCCUGCUGACUUGGCUGUCCUCUGGACUAGGAAGGACUGAGUGAUCAGGGACCCCGAUGUAGGCUUCCUUUCCCAGCCUGGAGAGUCAGGCUACAAACAUAGCCUCAGGUCCCUCUUGUGUCCACAGGGGAGACAGGUGGGACUUGUCUGAGAAAGGAAUGUUUCCCAUUUGGCUUGCAGACUCCUGCCUCACUGCCCAAGGUUUGGCUUCUAGCUCCUUCCCUGUACCUGUUGUUCCCCCCACUACCCUUGAUCUCUGGGCUUCCGAAAUGUCCUCAGGGACCCCUUCCCUGCCUCUCACUAUUUCUAACCUUUGGCCCCAGUGCCUGGCAGGCAGCUCUCCAGAGCUGGCUCACAUUAAAAAAAAAAUGACCUCAAGGGUUCCCUAUCCUUCUUGUCACUUGCUGGCCCUGGUGGCCUUCAUGGGGCCAGGACCCUGGUCUGUGUGGCCAUUCUUCAGUAAGCAGCAAUCUGAAGGGUAGGGUGUGGGGAUGAAACCCUGUCCCAGGCGUUGGGUUUCAUACACACCCUCCCCCAGGGGCCAGACAGGUUCUGGGCACUGGCUGGGAUGGUUGCUGUGUGGAAGGUGGGCACAGCCCUCUCCCUAAGGCCGCUGUGUGCCUGGUGCUGCUUGUUCCACCCUGCCCACAUGGAGCGCCCCCCCCCCAUGCUUCUCCAUGCCCUCCCUGGAAUUGGGGUUCUUGCCUCACCAGCUUUUAUGCUUUAUUUUUAAAAAGAUAGGUCAAGUUGCUGAAUGUUGGUAUGAGGGAACUGAGCAUCGUGACGAUUUCCCAAGCCUACCCAAGAGACAGCGGCCUUGGGACCAUCACCUCUGGGGAGACUUGCUGGGGUCUCUUGCACAACUGGACUUGGUAGGCCCAGUCCUGGGCCUGUUCCUCUGAGGUGAAGCAAGCUGCUCUGGUCUUGGAGCAGUUGUUUCAGAGUCUCCAUGGAGGCGUGGUGGGCUCUGAACCCAGGGAUGGCCACCUCCGUAUGCCCUCACAGGGGUCUAGGUGGUGGCAAGAAGGCCAGACACGGAUGUGUGGAGCCUUAGUGUCCGGUUGUAUAUGACAUCCCCAUGGUCCCACGGUGCGUACAGUAGGCAUUUGAGGGAGAGGAGAGAUGGGGGAAUAAACUCAGUACUGCUCCUGG
Cricetulus griseus (Chinese hamster) is the source of this 5019-nucleotide messenger RNA. NCBI's taxonomy places the organism in Eukaryota, Metazoa, Chordata, Mammalia, Rodentia, Cricetidae. The record is from RefSeq and is a predicted model, not a curated record.